GCUGGUGUGAGAUUUCACUCCUCGUUUGUUUCAUUGUGCGCUUCAAUGCGUGGAGGGAGCAGAGGUCAGCACGCCAGCGGGACGCCCUCCCGUGAUUAAGACUUACAGAAAACCCUUUGAAAUAUUUUGAUGAUUAGGAGAGAUCAGUCCAGAUCACCGGGUGACACAGGUCAGGAUGGGGUUUUUUCUUGGAUGAGAGCCGCCAGUGGACUCUCGCACCGGGAUCGCCCGGGCUUUCAGGAGCACUGAAGUCGCAGCGCUCCUCCCGGAGCAGCUGCGGGCGGCUGGCUGGCCGUCUGGUUCGCUCUCUGGAGGGAGGGCUCGCGCUGAGUAUUGGGGUCUCCCCCUGAUAACAGAGCGGGGGGGUCCGACGGAUAACCUGUUCGGGAGCUAAUUUCGUCCCGCAGUCAACAUGAUCAGGGUGUUUUUCCCCCUGAAGAAGCUGCGGCGGAAUGGCAGAUAUUUUCUGUUUGCGACGAUUCUCCUGGUUGGACUUUUGGCAGUUUACCACGAGAUUGUUGCUGCAAGAGCUUGGACCAGUCAUGUCGGUGUGAAUUCUGACAGCAGCAACUGGCAAAAGGAGGGAGAAGAUGGUCGACCAGACUGGGUGGAGGAUCCAGACUCUUGGAGGUCCAGCUUCUCUCCACAAGCAUGGAAACCAGAGUUUAAGGGGCAGGCCAAUCUGCACGUGUUUGAGGAUUGGUGCGGCACCUCUACCGCAGACCUGCGCAAGAACGUGCACUACCCCUUGUAUCCACAUUCCAGGACCACAGUCCAGAAACUUGCUGUUUCUCCUCGGUGGAUUAACUAUGGACUCAGGAUAUUUGGAUAUUUACAUCCAUAUACAGAUGGACACUUUGUGUUUGCAGUGAGCUCUGAUGACAACUCUGAGCUUUGGCUCAGUACAGAUCAAUCCCCGCUUAAUGUCCAGUUGCUGGCGUGGGUUGGAAAGACUGGUGCGGAGUGGACGGCCCCGGGAGAGUUUGAGAAAUAUGCCAGUCAGACCUCCAAACCAGUUAGGCUUUCAGCUCAAAAGAGAUACUUUUUUGAAGUUAUUCACAAGCAAAAUGACAGAGGGACUGACCAUGUGGAGGUGGCUUGGCAGCUAUUGGACCACAACUUCAGAUUUACGAUUAUUGAGUCGAAACACAUCUCCCUUUAUGUUGAUGAGUCUGACUUGAGGAUGAGCUAUGUUACCCACAUACCACAGACAGCUGCGAGUCAUGAGCACACCUCCACAAAGCAGCGCAAUGCUGCAGUAGACAUGCUGAGAAAAGACCCGAGAGACACACUCUACCAAGUCCAUCUGAUAAACAGCAAGUUCCUACAAAGCAUUCUUCCUGACUGCACAUAUAACCCCACUUACAAGAUCAAAGACUUCCCUCUGCUUCGUUACCAAGGACUGCAGUUUGUUCAGAUGUCCUACAUCUACCCAAACGACUACACCCGGCUCACACAUAUGGAGAGAGAAAACACCUGCUUCUACCCAGAGAGCUCCUACUACAAGAAGAUGUUUGGUUUCUCUAGGUACAUGAGAUAUGACCGCACAGAUGUGUACAAAAAAGGAAACAGAGACAGAGAUUUUGGUUUGCAGAGUACAAAGUCAGUCCAUGAGGAGGAGAAGGACAGUUUUGGUUAUGACCCCAACCACAGAGAGAAUGAAACAACAGCAGACCAGAUGAAGAACAAUGUUUAUCCAGACUACGGAGAUGAUUAUGACAAUUAUGUGCAGAAGCGCCAGCGCAAGCGUUUCUCCUUUGCUACAAGAGACAUUAAUGUUACACUGGACAAAUCUCCUGAUGAAAGAGGACACAUGAAAGACUUUCAGAAUAGAAAAGAUAAGGGUGCUGUUGCACAACCUCAAACGGAGGCAGGCAAAGCACCUAAAAAGGUAUUCAAACAAGAUCCGCAUCAAAACAGGAUGGAGUUUAAACAUGAAGACUCAAUCAAAAAAGUAGAACCGAAAACGAAGGUGAGCUCAGCAAAGAGACAGAAAGUCAAAGCCACCAUUAAACCAGAGCAAACUAAUUCUUCAGCACUUAUUGGUAAUGGGGAUGUUAAAGCAAAGCAACAACUACCCGUUCUGCAGCAUCGAAACCGGAGAUAUUCCAAAAAAAUCUAUACUCAAAUACAGAAACUCAAAAGGUUUCCAGUUGAAAGCCAGGACAGGCAUACAGCUAUGCCUCAAAAGCCCACUGCUGUCAACAGGCAGCAGCGUCCAGAAACAGAAAAGGUUCUCCAUCCGGACAUCAACAGUCAUUUCACGACUACAAACAGAAAUGGCAACCAGUUUAUCGGAAAAUCAAAUGAAGUGAAAACUGAUCCCAGAAAAGCUCUCCGGGAAAAGGAGAUAGAGCUAAAUAAGCCUUUACAACAAGACCUGAAUAAUCACAACAAUAGCGAUAAAAUGAGUACUCAAGGAAAAACAAAGAAUUCUUACUUGAGGAGAGAGUGGGAUCAUGCAGGAGAAGAAGAUUUCACUGAGAUCAGAGGAAAUGCAACCCAGGGAAAUUCAGAUUCCACGUGGGAGCAACAAGGAGACAUGGCUAUGGAUCCUGAUGAAGAGGACUUCACUCCAACGCCAGUUUUUGAUACUCAGGUCAACUGGAACCAGACCUUCCAGGUUAACCACCUGGACCUGCAGUCGCAGCGUUCUGAUUGGAUCGACCUUUCCUGCAACGUCUCCGGAAACUUGCUGCUGAAUCCCAACGACGCUCUGACUGUUGUUUAUGCCUUCAUGGAACGUCUUAAUGAAAAGCACAAGGGGCGAUUCACAUUGGUUCGCGUGCUUAAUGUUGUUAAGCGUGUGGACGGAUACAGGGGCAGCCGCUACCUCCUGGAGUUGGAGCUGAAGGAUGCCAAUGGCCAGCUGCUGCGUCUAACGCACUACAUCUACACUCUGAUUCGCCACAACCGGCAGACCAGCCAGGACUUUAUCCUCCAGCACUCGCGACCUCAGCUGGUUUUGUGCAACCCGGUGGGGUUCCGCUGGAAUCCCGAUGCCACUGUUCAUUUCAUAGUGCCUGUUAAAAACCAAGCUCGGUGGGUGCAACAGCUGAUUACAGAUAUGGAGGAAGUGUUCAGAGAAACCGGAGAUUCAAAUUUUAACCUGAUCAUCACUGACUACAGCAGCACAGACUCAGACGUGGAACAGACUCUGCAGAAAUCCUCACUCCCCAGGUACCAGUAUGUGAAGCUGAGCGGGAACUUUGAGCGCUCAGCUGGUCUGCAGGCAGGAAUUGAUCUAAUAGAUGAUGACCACAGCAUCGUGUUUCUUUGUGAUCUUCACAUCCAUUUCCCUUCUUCAAUUGUGGACACAAUCAGGAAGCAUUGCGUGGAGGGACACAUGGCUUUUGCUCCCAUAGUCCUCAGACUGAACUGUGGCAGUACACCAUCAGACGCCAGAGGUUACUGGGAAGUGAAUGGUUUUGGUUUACUGGGGAUCUAUAAAUCUGACCUGGAUGCCAUUGGAGGAAUGAACACUAGGGAGUUCAGAGAGCGAUGGGGAGGAGAAGACUGGGAGCUCCUGGACAGGAUCCUCCAAGGUGGGCUGGAAGUGGAGAGGAUCUAUUUGAGGAACUUUUUCCACCACUAUCACUCUAAACGAGGCAUGUGGAACCGGAAGAUGUCAGCGAGCCAUACGUGACCCCACCUCAACUUCGCCAUUUGUACAACUGUGGCAACUGAAGCACUUUAAGGCUGGACCCUAACUGUGUUAAACCUGCUGACUGUCAGAGAAAGGGACAUUAGAUCGGUUCUUGAAUUUGUUCACUCAGGCUGUAUGACGAAUGUGGUGAUAAUGGAGCUCAUUGUUACCCAGAUGCUGCUGCUCAGAGUUUAUUCACUGGAUUUGCUCCUGACUACCGUACUACUACUGCUGUAGCAAAUGAUGAAUGGUACAGACUGCGAGUCCUCGUAGUUCACCGUGCUGUCUGCUGAAGUGCCAAUCUGCAUCACAGGCUGCAAGAGAAUGAAUUGUUCCAAAGAUGAAACUGAACUUAAAUACACUCCAAGAAUGUAUGCAAGAACACACAAGUGUCCUUUUUUUCAGCCUUGCAUGUAAGUGAACUGGUAAAAAGGACGGAAAGAAAAUGAUGCUUGGUUUGCGUAUAUCUUAAAUACAACUGUUCUUUAUUUUUAUAAAUGACAGAUGUAAUAUUUAUAAAAUCAAUUUCGUGUUUAACUUUUGUUAAACAUUUCGCUUUAUUUUCACUCUCGGCCAUAUACCUCAGUUUGCUUAUCAAGUGUAGAUUUAUUGUGUAGAUUCCAAUCAGCUGUGACUAAUAGAUGUUUGCAUAGACAAGUCCUUUAUGUAUUUAAUUUCCAGGAUUAUUUUUAUUUAAUUCUUGAAAUGUGGAAGUUUUGUUUUAUGCAGUGCAGAAAUAACUUGUGUAUAAAUCACAGGCUAUUGAUCGGAUCCUUGGUUGUAAAAGGAUUUCUGAUUGCUAUGGGGACAUUGUUCAGAUAACAUCUGAGAGACUUCUUGGUUGAAGGACCAAUAUGUUUUUCUAUAUACAGUACAGACCAAAGGUUUGGACACACUUUCUAAUUGGAUUCAAUGAGAAGGUGUGUCCAAACCUUUGGUCUGUACUGUAUGUGGACAGUCUGUUGAAAAUCAUGGAAAAACCAGCAGAAUUAAGGUUAUUUGUAUUCUUGGCGAUAAUUGAUGUUCCUUUUAGUAGUCGUUCUGUUGUGUAAUUCUUUUUUUUUUUUUUUUGCAAACACAGAUGGUAAUAGGGCAGAUUAAAAAAAAUAUCUAUUAUAAUACAGGGUUUCUAUCCAAUCUCUAAAAGUUUGGAAUUUGAAUAUUUUUAAGAUUGAAUAUGAAAAACUUGCAAAAUCUUUGUAUCGUCCUGUGUUUUCUCCUACAAACUUCAAUUGUCAGUCAAUUCAUCUAUUCAUUCAUCCAUAAGGUUCCACAUUUAAAGCCUGAUGAGUGCAGAAAAUGUUAAAAGAUUUUUCAUAAACUUUUGUAUUUAUUCAAAGAGAGAACUCCUGAAUUUGUUUCAGAAUAAAUAUGGGAUUUUAGCACAGGAAAAUAAAUGGGAGCCCUGUAUAAUUUGUAAAAUCAAGUUUACAACUAUAUUUUCAUUUUUGGUACACAUUCCAGUUUGACUAGAGCUUUGUGCCACUCCAAUCAGUGCCUUGAAUCUGAUGGAAAUUAGACUGUUAAGCUUGUCAUUUAGGCCAGUAAAGAUGACCUUUCUAGGCUGAUGCCAGAAAUUUUCUGGUUUUCUUUAUAACACUGAAAAUACUGUCAUCUUUUGUUUUUAAUGUUAUCUUAGCCUCAAAGGUUGAUCUUUUCCUUUUUGUUGCUGCUCAUGCCUACCUGUUUUAAAAAUUCUACGUUUAGAUGUAGUUAUUUUUGCUCUAAGCCGGAAAGACGUCUUUGUUGUAAUUUUGUUUAUCUUCUAUUGUCUCUUCUCAGGGACGUGUAACACUGCCUUGACAAAUCCCAGGGGAAAACUUUUAAAAAAGAAAAAUAAAUAAAGAAUAAAGUUUCAGUUUC
Gambusia affinis (western mosquitofish) is the source of this 5509-nucleotide messenger RNA. It is a transcript of the gene b4galnt3b, whose product is annotated as beta-1,4-N-acetyl-galactosaminyl transferase 3b. The transcript has 20 exons. Lineage: Eukaryota; Metazoa; Chordata; Actinopteri; Cyprinodontiformes; Poeciliidae. Gene Ontology annotation, cellular component: Golgi cisterna membrane. Gene Ontology annotation, molecular function: acetylgalactosaminyltransferase activity. The record is from RefSeq and is a predicted model, not a curated record. The coding region runs from base 413 to 3646 and encodes 1077 amino acids.